AUGAGGAAAAAAAUUGCCGUCGAAGCUGACUCCGCAGCCGCAACUCUUCUGCUUGCAUCUUAUGGGAAACUUAUCGCUCGUUAUUAUUCUGCGAAUCGACUGGUCCCGAAUAAAGAUGUUGACGCUGCGCUUCCACACGUUACAAUUGAACUUCCUGUGUCCAAAGAAAGUUUAGAGCAGACAAUUGCCCCUUCUGUUUAUUCGCUCAAGAAGGCCAUGCAAACAUACGCACGACAAGGCGAGACUUUGGUUAUCUUUGUACACGAUGACGGCAUACAGCUGAUCAGUGAAGAAAAACGUCAAGAACGCAUCGCAUUCUAUGCAAAGCAUAACAUACGCUGGGUCGCACGUUCGAAACAUGACAAUACUCCGGGAGGUUCUAAACGUGCUGAUCCUUUCAAGAAAGUGUCGAACAUGAAUCAUGGACUCGCAUUGAGCUCGAAGCUGGAAAAACAUCUGAAAGUAUUGGAAAAUGCUGUUGCAAGAAACGCGUUAGCCAAAGACCAAUCUGGGUGUCUAGAAGGCAAGGCGCUUCAAAGAAAGCGUGAAACAAUGGAUGCCAUGGAGGUAAUUCUGCUAAUUGGGAAUGAUGGCUUGAGGAUUGUUUACGAGAUGCUGCUCGUGAGCUCGCGGAAUGUCCAGAAGUUGCUAUCACACAGCAUGAAUCAGAUGUUAUGCAAGUUGCUCGCCAUUACUUCGAGAAUGGUAUUUACGCAUUUCACGCGACGUAUUAACAAGUGCAUAUCGAUUGGUUGUGCUAACGGCGAAGUUACACCUUUUGUUUGGCAUGAUGCCUUCUUGAGAUGGACAGCUCUGCAAGGUGCAGCAUUUAUCGACCCAGCAGAUAAUGUAAAGAAAAUAUUAAAUCAUGAAGUAUGGUUGGCUUGUACCGUCGUCUCUCCUGGGGUUGGGGACCUCGGGUUUACACUCCUCGGCCUUGGGCAUCGCAGUUUUCUAGGCUCCUUGAUUGAGAAAUUGACAUGGAUACCAUUUUUCAUUCAUCUUACGCAAGCCAUCUUGGCGCACAUGUUCUCGUACAAUAUAACAUGGGGUGCAACAAAGGAAGAAGUAUAA
Molecule: messenger RNA, 1074 nt
Organism: Serpula lacrymans var. lacrymans S7.9
Lineage: Eukaryota; Fungi; Basidiomycota; Agaricomycetes; Boletales; Serpulaceae
Exons: 8
Coding region: 1-1074 (357 amino acids)
Source: RefSeq, a predicted model, not a curated record